This is a messenger RNA of Ziziphus jujuba (common jujube), 1428 nucleotides long. RefSeq lists its product as uncharacterized. The coding region runs from base 108 to 482 and encodes 124 amino acids. NCBI's taxonomy places the organism in Eukaryota, Viridiplantae, Streptophyta, Magnoliopsida, Rosales, Rhamnaceae. The record is from RefSeq and is a predicted model, not a curated record. The transcript has 2 exons.
UGAUUUUCAUACUGUAGCGUUGAACAAAUAUCACAACCAAUGGGUGAGAAAUAUGGCCAUCGGGCAAGUAUGAUAGUCCUUGGAUAAGUGACAGCCAUCGAGCGAGUAUGAUAGCCCUUGGACAGUUGUCAAGGACCAUCAUAGCAAGGAAAGAGCCUGCUGAAUAUGUCAAGACUAUGGUGGAGCAAGUAGCCAAAGAUCUUUCUGUUGAUUACUCAUCAUAUAUUCCUAUAUACCACAAAAACCAAAAUGGGAAGGAUGUAGCCAAAGAUCAAUCUGUCGAUCCAUCAUCCAUUAUUCCCAUAUACCACAGAAACAAAAAUGGUCUUUUUGUAGAUCCAACAUCCAUUAUCCCUAUAUAUCACGAAAACCAAAAUGGCCAAUCAUUUGACCCAUUGUCCUUUAUUCCCAUAUACCUUGGAAACAAAAAUGGCUUUUCUGUUGACCCAUCAUCCAUUAUUCCCAUAUACCUGGAAAUAUAAAUGGCCUUUCUGUCUAUCCAUCGUCCCUAAUUCCCAUAUACCGUGGUAACCAAAAUAGACAAUCUGUGGAUCCAUCAUCCUUAAUUCCCAUUUACCGGGGUAACCAAAAUGGACAAUCUGUUGAUCUAUUGUCCUUGAUUCCCAUUUAUCGUGGUAACCAAAAUGGUCAAUCUGUCAAUCCAUCGUCCUUGAUUCCCAUUUACCGUGGUAAUCAAAAUGGACAAUCUGUCGAUCCAUCAUCCUUGAUUCCCAUUAAGCGGUAACCACCAAAAUGGAAAAUAUGUCUAUCCAUUUUCCUUAAUUCCCAUUUACCGUGGUAACCAAAGUGGACAAUCUGUCGAUCCAUCAUUCUUGAUUCCCAUUUACCGCGGUAACCACCAAAAUGGACAAUCUGUUGAUCCAUCAUCCUUGAUUCCCAUUUAUCAUGGUAACCAAAAUGAACAAUCUGUUGAUCCAUCAUCCUUUAUUCCCAUUUACCGUGGUACUCAAAACGGACAAUCUGUUGAUCUGUCUUCCUUGAUUCCCAUUUAUCGUGGUAACCACCAAAAUGGACAAUUUGUCGAUUCAUCGUCCUUGAUUCCCAUUUACCAUAGUAACCAAAAUGGACAAUCUGUUGAUCCAUCAUCCUUGAUUCCCAUUUACCGGGGUAAACAAAAUGGAAAAUCUAUCGAUCCAUCGUCCUUGAUUCCCAUUUACCAUGGUAACCAAAAUGGAGAAUUUAUCGAUCCAUCGUCCUUGAUUCCCAUUUACCAUGGUAACCAAAAUAGACAAUUUAUCGAUCCAUCAUCCUUGAUUCCCAUAUACCAUGGUAAGCAAAAUGAUGACCAAAACUCUAAGGCUAAUGAAGAAGUUGCCGCCAAAAGUGUUUCCACUGACCAAUAAACUAUGGAAGCAAAUGAUAAGGAAAAUCAAACUUUAAAGGAAGAUCCUAUCAAGAAUAUCUCUA